Molecule: messenger RNA, 1940 nt
Organism: Vespula pensylvanica (western yellowjacket)
Lineage: Eukaryota; Metazoa; Arthropoda; Insecta; Hymenoptera; Vespidae
Gene: Lamtor1
Product: ragulator complex protein LAMTOR1
Exons: 5
Coding region: 154-927 (257 amino acids)
Biological process (GO): cellular response to amino acid stimulus; regulation of receptor recycling; lysosome organization
Cellular component (GO): lysosome; Ragulator complex; membrane raft
Molecular function (GO): guanyl-nucleotide exchange factor activity; molecular adaptor activity
Source: RefSeq, a predicted model, not a curated record
AUAAACACUUCAACUAAUUUAAAAAAUUUAUUUAUGACUCAUUGAAAAUGCACAUAUCUGUGAUUAUCAAGAAACCACUUAUGAUCAAUUUAAACUUAGUACUGCUAACGUUCACGAUAUAAACUUAUUGAAGUCUAAUAUUUAAUUCUUAAAAUGGAAGAUUUUAUUUGGCAUAUAAUGGUGUGGGAAUUCAAACAAUACAAUUCUGCUGCAAAUACAGCUAAAAAGAUUUGUAGUUUAUAUGGUAAAGAUGUAAUAACAGAAACAGCAGUGCAAAGAUGGUUCGUAAAAUUUCAUUCUGAAAGCAAGAGUUUGAAGGAUAAAUUAUGGUCUGGACGUUACUCUGAUUUUGAUAAAAGAGCUUUACAAAUAUUAAUGUGUAAAAAUCCAUGCUUAACAACGCAAGAGUUAGAAAAUAGAUUAGAAUUUUUAUAUUUGACUGUCAACAAAAAAAUAGACAAAUUUACAAAGAGUGGAGAAGUAAACGAGAGGACACAUCUUUUAGUCGAUCCUGUUAGUAAUAAUACAAACAUACCAAGAGUACACAGUGAUGAUUAUGUUAAUCAAUAUGCAAAUUCUGAACCUAAGAAGACAGAUGAACAAAGUGCAUUGAACAGAAUUCUGCACGAAACGGCAGCAAAUGUAAUAGAUAUCGGCGCAUUGGAUUCACAUAAUUUAGAGCAACAUGAAUAUAUGGAUAGGUCACGAGCUUAUGCAAAACGUAUAGAAGCAGGAGGUUUCAAGGUCCCAGAUAAUACUGUAUGUCUCCUUAAAGAUAUUCCUGCACCAGAACGAAUACUCGCAUCUAACCCACUUGCUGCUGGAGAUCAUGAACUUAUCACUGGUAUGCUUAAGAAUGCAGUAGUUGCAUUAAAUGAUAUUAAAGUAGAACAUAAGGAAGAUUUGGUAGUACCUUUCUUAUCGUGAUCCUAUAGUAAUUCCAUCGACAGGAUACAACAUCACCCUGUCUAAAUGGAAUUAUUAUGUCCGGAAACACAGAAUAUGUAUCUUAUCAAAACGAGCUCACGAUAACUUGAUUUGAGUCUGAAAUAACGUUAGAGCUUAUUCAAAAAUGAAUAUGAAAUAAAUAUUAAGCUCAAUGGUGUAUUAUAUUAAGUUCGAAUGAUAGGUCUGCUCUCAUAUUUAAAAAAUAUACCUAAAAUUAAGCUUGAGAAAUUUUUCAACAUGUAACAUAUUAGUUAUUGAAUGAAAAAAAAAAAAAAAAGAGAAAAAAAAAUUGUUUUUUCCUUUAAAUUUGUUUGUAAGAUUAAUUAUCGAUUUGAUAAUAUUUUUUGUAUAGCUUAUUUAUAAUCUCGCGUGUGUUAAAAUGAUUUGUUGUUAUAGGACUUUUAUUGUUUUUCGAUCUCGUUUGUUCCUUGCUAAAUUUUUUCAACACUUUUCAUUCUGUGAUUCUACAAAAGACUAAGAGAAAUCUUUUAUGAAAGAUUUCUUACGGUUAACAGUUGAAAAUGUUGUUAAUAAAUGUGCGUUUUUAACGAGAUCGAAAAGGCAGGGAUUUAUAUUAAGAGAAAAGACAAGGUAUGCACUAUUUUAUCGUGGCUUCAAACCCCAAUCUUAAAAACGAAAUGAUAAAAAUUCAACUACAUAAAAACAUCAUUAAAAUAUGUUUUAACACAUUAAUUACUUAUGAAAUACAUUAUCAGACCAUUACGAAAAAAUGUUAUUAUUAUAUAUAUAUAUAUAUAUCUACAUAAAUACAUGUAUAUAUAUAUAUAAUAUAUAUUUUGAUCUUAUACACGAAAAAGUGUACGAAAGCGAUCGAACGCACUUUUAAAAGAGAAACAGGAUCCUAUAGAUAAUAAUGAAAUAAAUGUUAAAAAUCUGUUUUAUUGAAAUAGUUGUACAAACGUUUUGUAAACACGAUUGUGAAUAUCAGUCACGAAGCUAAGAAUAAAUCUUAUAUAUAUAUUCGCCUAAUA